CCUACUUCACCCCUCUCCUCUUGAAUUCAUCUCCAACUCCUCUUCUUUCUUCAGUUGAUACACACUCACCUCUUCUGCCUAGCUUGCUCCUGUGAAUGAAGUCGUCCUUCCGAAGCUCAGAUGGACGGACAAAGCUCCCGUCCAGAAAUUGCAGCUCCUCCAUACAUGGAGAGUGUCUAGAAGAUGGAUUAAGUUCAUCGGUUGAGAUGCUUGCUCAGAAGCAUCGGGUCGACAUGGCCUCCUUUUUGUUGCCAUGGAUAUAGCUUCAUCUUGAAGUUUGUUUAAUAACUUAGGC
Linum tenue is the source of this 295-nucleotide messenger RNA. The record is from the annotation of a GenBank genome assembly. NCBI's taxonomy places the organism in Eukaryota, Viridiplantae, Streptophyta, Magnoliopsida, Malpighiales, Linaceae.